UCUCACCAAAAGAAAACAAGACAAGUAGAAGACUUGAAGAAUAGGGAACUAUAUUAUUAUAUUAUCUUAUAUUGAUUCUUUGCUUCUUCCCCUCCUCCUCCUCCUCCUCCUCCUCAACAGCCUCUCUGCAAAUUUUCAUAACGAAACAGUUUCUCUACAGAUAGAUGUCUUCAUAUACUAAUGCAUGGGAUGCCAGUGGGAAAAAUGCUCCUGGUCCUAUUGUAUUUGACAGUAGAAAUGAAUCUCUUGCUGACUUUGAUCCUUUUGGAUGGGACAAUAAUAGGAACCAAGAACCUGAUGAAUUUUCCACAGCUAUUCAGUCAGCUGCAGAGGCAAAUAAAUGGAUCAUCGCGGCUGGAAUAGCUUCUGCGGUUGUGAGUACUAUAGCUAUUGUUGUGAUAGUAUAUGCAAUCAUCAAUUGCUUGAGCAAGGCAGGUUAUGGAAGAUCAGGAUACGCCCGCCUCGAAAUGGGUCAAAGCAUAGACUCAAUUUCAUCACCAUCCACCUCCAAAUUAGUCUCAAAGGUAACCAAUAAUCAAGCUUUGAUAACCAAAUUGCCACCAGCUUUCGAUGUAAUUCUGAAUUCACAACUAGAAGCAGCAACUGUAGAGAGGUUUCUCCGUGAUAUAGCUAUGGAAAAGCCCAUCAGAUUUUCAACCUCACAGUUGUCUGAAUUUACUCAAGAUUACUCCACGGUAUUGGGUUCGGGUGGAUUCGGUGAAGUCUACAGAGGAGAACUCCCAAAUGGAGUUCCACUGGCCAUUAAAGUCCUUACUGGGAAUUUAGGCAAGCAAGUUGAAGAGCAGUUCAUGGCAGAAAUAAGGACAAUUGGAAGAACAUACCACAUUAAUUUGGUCAGGCUCUACGGAUUUUGCUUCGAUCCCACGAAGCAAGCUCUUGUGUAUGAGUUCAUGGAGAAUGGAUCCCUUGACAGGUUCUUGUUUGGGGAGAACAGAGCAGUGGUGGAAUGGGAGAAGCUAUAUGAGAUUGCGAUUGGGACAGCAAAAGGGAUUGCCUACUUGCAUGAGGAGUGUCAACAGCGAAUAAUUCACUAUGAUAUAAAGCCUGGGAAUGUUCUUCUUGAUUCAAAACUAUGCCCCAAGGUUGCAGAUUUUGGAUUGGCUAAGCUUUGUAAUAGGGAUAGUACUCAUGUAACCAUGUCAAAUUACAGAGGAACACCAGGGUACGCUGCACCUGAGAUAUAUAUGCCAUUCCCAGUGACCCAUAAAUGUGAUGUAUAUAGCUUUGGUAUGCUUUUAUUUGAGAUUGUGGGUAGGAGAAGAAACCACAAUCCUAAUCUAAGUGAGUCCCAGGAAUGGCUCCCAAGAUGGACUUGGGAAAAGUUUGAGCAAGGGGAGCUGAAGGAAUUAAUGGAAAUUUGUGGGAUUGAGGAAGAAGAAGAUAAAGGACAAGCAGAAAGACUUUGUUUGGUAGCCUUGUGGUGUGUUCAGUACUCACCUGAUGCAAGGCCUCUUAUGAGCACUGUGGUGAAGAUGUUAGAGGGAGGAGUUGAAAUUGUUCCCCCUCCGAACCCAUUUCAGUAUCUGAUUUCUGCUUGUUUGGGUUCGACCUCUUCAUCCACUGGAAGCAAUGGAGACUCGAAUUCUUCAACAUCAAGAUCAGAGCCAACAGAGAAACCUUCUAGUACAUCUUCUCAUAGCCCAAUUAAGGGGACAUUGGAGAUAGAGCUAGCUAAUUAGUCCAAUAGGAAAAUUGAACUCUUCCAAUGUUGUACUAAAAAUGAGUUUUUCCUUCUUUGUUUAGGAGUUUAGUCUUUCUUAAUUCUUUUAUGUAUAUGUCAUGUAAUUUAGCAAAUCAUCCACUACAGCAAAUGAAAUAUCAA
Molecule: messenger RNA, 1843 nt
Organism: Macadamia integrifolia
Lineage: Eukaryota; Viridiplantae; Streptophyta; Magnoliopsida; Proteales; Proteaceae
Product: rust resistance kinase Lr10-like
Exons: 2
Coding region: 165-1700 (511 amino acids)
Biological process (GO): protein phosphorylation
Molecular function (GO): protein kinase activity; ATP binding
Source: RefSeq, a predicted model, not a curated record